GCUGAAACAUUUCCAUGCCGGCAAAUUUGUGUGUUGCGAGUAGUCGGCGUUUAGUUCAAAUGUAGAAUCUUUCUUGCGGAAUUUCACCUUAAAAUGCAAUGCACGGGUUUAUUAACGUUAAGAAAUAUGUAAUGUAGCUGCGCGUAAAUGUGCAGCCUAGAUAGGCCUCCGACUCUCCAAAAGCGCACCAGUAUCUAUUCCUUUCCAGUCUGCGAAUCGAAGUCAGCUGGCCGAGUCACCUUGCUCGCUUUUCCUCGGGGUGAGCAGCGCCUUGUAACCUCCCUUGAAUUUCUCAGGACCCAGAAUGGUAUUGUGACAAUCUCCAAUGGAGGCAACAAGUUCGCACGACUCAGCUUGUAAAUUGGCCAAUGGUGACGUGUCGGGGAGAACUGAAAGUGUGCCAAGGGACCAGGACUUGCAGCCAAAUGCCACCAAGGUGCUGCCUACGGCGGCAUUUCAAGUUCAGGCACCCGAAGAUUCUUCGACUGCAGGCCACACGCAAGAACGGGGCAAAUGGGAAGGUCGGCUGGACUUCAUCUUUGGCUGCAUCAACUAUGCUAUCGGCCUUGGAAACGUCUGGCGCUUUCCCUACCUCUGCUAUGAGAAUGGAGGGGGUGCAUUUCUGGUGCCUUACUUUGUAUGCCUCGUGCUGACGGCCGUUCCUUCGUUCCUUCUGGAGGUGGCCCUAGGCCAGUACGUUUGCCGCGGUGGCAUUGGUGUCUGGAAGCUGGUGCCCAUCUUCAAAGGUGUUGGCAUUGCUUCCAUGGUGAUGGUGUUCUUCUCGAAUGUGUACUACAUCAUUUUGGUCGCGUGGAUCAUGUUCUACCUUUUCGCGUCCUUCACCAGCCAGCUUCCAUGGCAGGAUUGUGGCAACUACUGGAACACCGAACACUGCAGGGAACCGAAUGGGACCAGCCUUGUCAACAGCACCUUUAUCACACCUGUUCAGGAGUACUGGGAGCGGCGUGUGCUCAACAUUUCGUCAGGGCUUGAAGAUUUGGGCGGCGUGCGCUCUGAACUGGCAUUGUGCCUGCUGCUUGCGUGGACGAUUGUCUUCCUGGUCACAUGGAGGGGCAUUCAUCAGAGCGGCAAGAUAAUUUGGUGUACAGCCCUGUUCCCAUAUGUGAUAUUGCUGGUGCUGUUGGUGCGAGGCGUGACCUUGCCUGGUGCCAGCGUGGGCCUCCUCUUCUAUGUGACACCCAAGUGGGAAAAGCUACUGGACCCACACGUGUGGAUAGCUGCCGGCACCCAGGUGUUCUACACAUUUGGCAUUGGCUUUGGUUCUGUGAUUGCCCUGGGCAGCUAUAACAAGUUCAACCACAACUUCUUCAGGGACUCAAUGGUGCUGUGUGUGGUGAAUCCGAUGACUAGCAUUGUGGCUGGCGUGGUGAUAUUCUCGGUACUUGGCCACCUGGCGCACGUGACCGGCCGUGAAGUGGGUGAUGUGUUUCGCUCAGGGCCAGGCCUUGCAUUUGUAGCGUACCCCGAGGUUGUGGCCAAAAUGCCUACAGCUCCUGUGUGGUCGGUGCUAUUCUUUGUGAUGCUGCUUGUGGUGGGCAUCGACAGCCAGUUCUGCACAGCUGAGGCCCUCAUAGCUGGCCUCAUUGAUGUGUGGCCAGUGCUGCUGAGAAACCGGCAGUAUGUGACGUUUGCCUUUUGCACCAUCCAGUUCCUCUUGGGGCUCAGCAUGGUCACCAAGGGUGGCAUCUAUCUAUUCCAGCUUGUUGAUAGCUAUGCUGUGUCGGGCAUGACACUACUUUUUAUAGUGUUCUUCCAGAAUGUGGCCAUCUCCUGGUUUUAUGGUUCUAACAAGUUUGCCAGCAACAUAAAAGAGAUGAUUGGCUUUGCACCCAACUGGUUCUUUCGUGCUGGCUGGAUGGUAUUCGUGCCCUUCUUUUGCAUUACCAUAUUUUUAUCGUCCAUCAUUCAGUAUCGGCCUCCUGUGUAUGCCAAGACUUAUUUCUAUCCCUGGUGGGGUGAGCUAAUUGGCUGGUUCAUGGCAUUAAUAUCCAUAAUGAUGAUCCCCAUCUAUGCCAUCUACUAUCUAAUCACUGCCAAUGGCUCUCUUUCCAAGCGACUGCAGCAGGGUAUAUCGUCUACUCUAAAGCCGAAGCUCCGAGCUGAAAGAGGGCCACUCCUGGAUCCUCUGGCGAAAGCGACCCUCAGUGCCGAGUGAUGGGUUGCCUCGGCAGCUCACGUGAUUGUUUGCGAUUUCUGCAGCGCCUGGUUGGAGGCGGGCGGCUUUGACCAUGUUGUGAACAGGCCUUGUUCUUGUCGUUGAAGCGGCACCCAUGCUGCUCAAAGGUCACCAAACUUGUUGAAGAAAGUGUGAUUUUGUUAUUAUUUCAACAGGUUUUAAAAGGCAUACUCUGCAUUUUGAUAUAUACUGUAUUUUCCAUCCCUAUUGUACAACCAGAGAAUAUUUUGUCUAUAAUAUAUAUAGUCUGAAAAUUU
Messenger RNA from Dermacentor albipictus, 2454 nucleotides. Its product is annotated as sodium- and chloride-dependent GABA transporter 1-like. The record is from RefSeq and is a predicted model, not a curated record. Gene Ontology annotation, cellular component: plasma membrane; neuron projection. Gene Ontology annotation, molecular function: gamma-aminobutyric acid:sodium:chloride symporter activity. Gene Ontology annotation, biological process: sodium ion transmembrane transport. NCBI's taxonomy places the organism in Eukaryota, Metazoa, Arthropoda, Arachnida, Ixodida, Ixodidae.